AUGAAUUUGGUAGUUAUAUUACUAGCUCUACAAAUUGUUAAAAUAAAAGGGCACACUGAAUGUAACCUGUCUCCUUGUGAUGUCCUGGAAAUAUUUUCCUCGGGACAAAGGCCUGGUCAACCGAUCAACACAGGGUGUACUAGCGAUCUUCAUUGGCGUAAGCUAGACCGACGCUUACAAGCUAUUGAACAGCCAGUGUGGACUAUAAGCUUUGGACAAUCACGAUGGCGUCAAUGUACUAAAGGCAUGUGUAGAUGUGACGUGUCCCAUCGAUCGCUAAAGUGCUGGAGAGCUGGUCUCACCACCCUUUCACCAGAUUUAAUUGUACCAGCUGAUUUAUACACAAUAGACCUCGGCACAAACAAGCUGCGUACAUUGCAUAAAACCACUUUUAAAGGAAUGCGGUCUUUAACGGAAUUGGAUAUGUUUGACAAUCACGUCGAAUUCUUACCUUCAGGGAUUUUCGACUCCCUUGUUAAUUUACGGAUAUUACGUCUACAGCGGAAUUAUUUGGAAGAAAUUGAUAAUGAGGCGUUCAGAUAUACAAAAAAACUUUUUCAUGUUGAUUUAUCUAAUAACUUCUUGUACACUCUCCCAGAGCGGCUCUUUGUCAAUAACUCUUACUUAGAGACUAUCGAUAUUUCAAACAACCAAAUUGUUUAUAUACCUUCCUAUACAUUUGUUGGACUGGAAUCAUUAUUGAUCCUAGAUCUUUCAAAAAAUAAGAUACUUCAAAUAGAAAAUGGCACGUUCCUGUUGAUGAGCCUUCAAAUAUUAAAAUUAUCAGAUAACAAAAUAAGCAAUAUCACUGACAAUGCAUUUGAAAGCUUAUUUUCUUUGGAAACGCUGUUAUUAGAUAAGAAUAACUUAAAAAAUAUCCCGGAUAAUUUAUUUUGCAAUCUAAACUGCCUAACUUUUUUAGAUUUAUCAAAUAAUCACAUAAUAAGCUUGACAGGCUUGGAAUUUCAAAAUUUGAGGCAACUUCGCAACUUGGAUUUAAAAGGAAACUUUAUAUCUGAUAUUCCAGACAAUAUUUUCAACAACUGUACGAAUCUAGAGAAACUCGAUUUAUCUAAAAACAAAUUACGCUUCUUGAAUAUUUCAGCUUUCCACGGUUUACAGAAUCUUACGUCGCUAAUACUGUCUGACAACCAGAUUUACGAGGUUCACUCUAAAACGUUCGCCACUUUAAAGAAUCUUACUACUUUAUAUUUGGAUAACAACAUGUUCCCAUCACUCCCGUCACGAACUUUGGAUUAUAUGCCGAAGUUGGCAAACGUGAAACUUUCGAACAAUCCUUGGCAUUGUGAUUGUCACGCACUUUAUAUAUCUGCAUGGGUACGCUUAAAUGAAAUGAAAAUAUGGGAUUAUUCGCCUACGUGCGUGUCGCCUUGGUAUCUAGAGGGGCACUUCUUGAAAAAGCUAAAAUUCCCUGAGUUAUGUUCAGGACAGUGGGCCAGUAUGGUGAAUCUUUCACCAAGAUUGCCUAUGCAGCAACUUUUAUCUCUCAAUGUAAGUGUGAACAGGAAACCUCAAGGCAGCAUAGAACAUGUAAAUGAUGAUAUUGAUGAAUGGAAA
Brenthis ino (lesser marbled fritillary) is the source of this 1578-nucleotide messenger RNA. The record is from the annotation of a GenBank genome assembly. Lineage: Eukaryota; Metazoa; Arthropoda; Insecta; Lepidoptera; Nymphalidae.